UUGUUGAAGAAAUAAAUCGUACGUGCCUUUGCUGACUUUUAUCUUUGAAUUAUUUUAAUCGUACACGUAACAGCUUUUGGUCUAGGCAGUGAAAGAACAAUCAAACUCGUGUUUAAUAUAUCGCGAAUGAUUGGUAUAAAGGAACGGAAUCGUACGGAGAGAAUGUCUUUCGUUAGUCUUCAUAAAAAGGAAAAAGUGAGUGUUGUGAAGAGAUGUCUUUCGGCGAAACGACCGAGAGCGAAAUCCUGUUUCGCUUCUAUAGAUCCAUACAUGGGCGAUUACAUCAGGCACCCAGUCCUUUACGAACUGUCGAGCAAGUACGGAGUUGCUGGCAGUGACCAGGUGCCCUUGCCUGCUCGUCUCGAUGAGCUCCGGGAACACAUACGCAGAGAAAUACGUAAGGAAUUAAAGAUAAAAGCCGGUGCUGAGAAGCUUAGGGAGGUUGCAACCGAUCGUAAGGCGCUAUCGGACGUGGCGACUAUCGUGAAGAAGGCCAACAGCAAGUUGAACGAGCUACAAGCCGAGCUCCAGCAGCUCGAAAGUCAAAUUAUACUGACGCAGGGCCAGCCGCAGUCGCCGCAACAAAAUCACUCCAACGGUCAAGCCAAUUGCGAAGUAAUAAAUGUGCGCGGAAUUGAAGAAAGCUGCAUUGCGCAACUGACAACUCAUCAGAACGGCGCGUACACACCUCUGUCACCAAUGGGACCUUCGUCACCGAGUCAGGAAGGUCUAUUCACAGAUCUUCGACUUUUAUCCUUGGAAAAGCAGCUUAACAUCGAAUUGAAAGUAAAACAGGGCGCGGAAAAUAUGAUACAGAGUUUGACGAGUGGGCACAGAGACAAGAAAUUACUUCAGGAAGCUCAGCAGAUGCUUGACGAUUCCCGCGCUAAAAUUGAGUUCCUACGCAUGCGCAUAAUGAAGGUGCGACAGGCACGCCAACAACAACAUGCUCGUGGUGACGCGCCACCUCCGAAUGGUGAAACAGGAGGCAAUAAAGAUAGGUACGAGCCAAGCUUGGAACUUGCUUUGGAGGAACGCGUCGAAGAGCUGCGACAUCGGCUAAGAAUCGAAGCAGCCGUUGUGGAAGGUGCAAAGAACGUAAUACGUCUUCUGCAAAGUGCCAAAGUUGCUGAUAAGAAGGCUCUAACAGAGGCACAGGCAAGUCUCGCGGAAUCCAGUAGAAAAUUGGACUUACUUAGAUUAUCUCUUGAGCUUAGAAGACAAGAAUUACCACCAGACAGUGGUACUGCUGCCCAAUUAAAGAGAGAACUAGCAAGUGUACAAUCGGCAAGUCCUGUUCCUGUAACUUAUACAUCGUUACAACCAUUUCGUGGCCCAUUGGAAGGUAGGGCUACGGUACCUGCAUCAGUUUCUAGAUGUGCUGCAGUCACAGGCCAAUUGGAGGUAAGAUUAAUGGGAUGCCAAGAUUUAGCGGAAGAAGUUCCUGGACGUACGAGAAGAGAACAUCCUGCCAGUCCUGAUUUACGCAGCUUCGUUAAAGGAGUAACAGGACGCAGUUCGAGUAAAUCUUAUAGCGUGAAAGACGAAACGAGUAAUGAUAUUAUGGCGGUUAUAAAAUUGGAUAAUCAAACCGUAGCACAAACUAGUUGGCGACCUUGUUCCCAACAGGCUUGGGACCAAAGAUUUUCUAUCGAACUAGAUAAAUCAAGAGAACUUGAAAUAGGCAUUUAUUGGAAAGAUUGGAGAUCAUUGUGUGCAGUGAAAUUUUUACGCCUAGAAGAAUUUAUCGACGAUGUGAGACACGGAAUGGCACUUCAAUUGGAACCCCAAGGAUUAUUGUUUGCUGAAAUUAAAUUUUUAAAUCCGAUGAUAUCAAGAAAACCAAAAUUGCAACGUCAACGUAAAAUAUUUAAACAGCAAGUAAAGAAUUUCCCACGGGCUAAUCAAAUGAACAUUAAUGUUGCUACUUGGGGUAGACUUCUUAAACGUUCUGCACCCUCUUUACAUAAUACAAGAAAUUCUGAAAGUCCACCGUCUGGACCACAACCGCUACAAAUUGUUUUUGAUACCUCAAUAGAAGAUAAGCCUGAAACACCUGGAGAAUUACCAGAUCCAGAAAAAGGAGGCUUAGGUGGUGCUCGACCAUUAGGAAUGGCAACUUCAACUAGUAGUCCAGUUUUACCACGUCCACCUGAACAUCCACCUCCACCACCGCCAACGAUUACUAAGAAACCUUCAUUGCCAGCACCUCCACCACCACCAAAAUUAGAUCAGGAGUUACAGAGUGCAUUAAGGGAGUUUGAUUUCCUGCACAACGAGGAGAAAGGGGGGUCUCAGGGUGCAAAUUUGAGGCCCCUUGUGACAGAGCCCCGUCCUGUGCUGAUUGCACCACCCUCUCCACGCACACCCUCGCCCCAACCCGUGGUCGAGUUUCCUGAAGAUGAGGUUGUCUACGAAUUACCAGUUAGGCCUCUACAAUAUAGAGAUAGUGCAUAUGAAUCUAGAAGACAUUCUCAGCUCACUGGCAUGACAUUGGACAACUUUAGAUUACUUUCUGUUCUUGGUAGAGGUCAUUUUGGAAAAGUUAUCUUAUCGCAAUACAGGAAUACAGGAGAAUAUUUUGCUAUUAAGGCAUUAAAGAAAGGUGAUAUUAUAGCAAGAGACGAAGUGGAAUCAUUGCUUUCUGAAAAGAGAAUAUUUGAAGUUGCAAAUGCUACGCGUCAUCCAUUCCUGGUUAAUUUGUUUGCUUGUUUCCAAACUGAGGCGCACGUCUGUUUUGUAAUGGAGUAUGCAGCAGGUGGUGAUCUUAUGAUGCAUAUACAUGCAGAUGUUUUUGGUGAACCACGUGCUGUAUUUUAUUCGGCUUGCGUUGUUUUAGGAUUGCAAUAUUUACAUGAAAGUCGAAUCAUAUAUAGAGAUUUGAAAUUAGAUAAUUUGUUGUUGGAUACGGAAGGAUACGUUAAAAUAGCAGAUUUUGGAUUAUGUAAAGAAGGUAUGGGUUAUGGUGAUCGAACUGGGACUUUUUGUGGAACUCCAGAAUUUUUAGCACCAGAAGUUCUCACAGAGACUUCGUAUACACGAGCUGUAGAUUGGUGGGGUCUUGGUGUACUUAUAUUUGAGAUGCUUGUUGGAGAGUCUCCAUUCCCCGGUGAUGAUGAAGAAGAAGUAUUUGAUUCGAUAGUAAAUGAUGAAGUUCGUUACCCAAGAUUCCUUUCUUUGGAAGCUAUAGCUAUAAUGAGAAGGUUGCUCAGAAAGAAUCCAGAUAGAAGAUUAGGUAGCAGCGAAAGAGAUGCGGAGGAUGUCAAAAAGCAAGCAUUCUUUAGGCACAUAGCGUGGGAUGAUUUGUUAUUAAGACGCGUGAAACCACCAUUUGUACCAGUAAUUCAUUCUGUGGAAGAUGUUAGUAAUUUUGAUGAAGAAUUUACAUCGGAAAAGCCACAGCUCACUCCGCCUAAGGAUCCUCGACCUCUCAGCGAUAUGGAACAGAGUUUUUUCAAAGAUUUCACAUACAUGGCUGAUUGGUGCUAACUAUAGUAAUAUGCUAUUUUAUGUUCUUCCAGUAAUAGUUCAUCUUUAUUUGUGCCCAAUAAUUUAAACAAUACUAUGUUACAUUACAUCAAGGUACAUAAGAGAUAGCAAUGAUACUGCUUAUCAUAAGAACGAUAUAUUGUGCUUUAUUUUAUUUUUUUUUGUUUUUUUUUUGUUUUUUUUUUGUUUUUUUUUUUUUUUUAACAAUAAUUAUUCUGACUAGAAAUCAAAACUUCAUAAACAUAUGAUUUACCAUUGAAUCUCGGAUUUUCAUCUGAAUUAUCUAAUAGAGAGACAUUUUAUUUUGUGCCAGACGCAUAUGUGUGGCUAUAAUAUUCUAUUUUGUUUGCAAUCAUUGCGUAAGUUAUUAAAAUAUAAUCAAUUAUUUUGAAAAUGGAUAUGUGAAAGAGGAAAAAAAAAAAGAAAAAAAAAAGAAAAAAAAAUUAUAGGAUUCAUAGUAAGACUUGUAUCACAUGUAUAUGUUAUUAAAAAACAUACGUCUAAAAAGAAAAAAAAGGAAAACAAAACAAAAAAAAAGAAGUAACUUUCAGAAUACUAUUGUCAACUAUGAUAAUAAUGCAAGAGAGAUGUAGAUAAAUAUUAUCAACACACGGAUCAUUUCUUUGCAUGUGCAUUUUUAAUAUAAAAUUUCCUACUAAGUGCAUGAGAAUAUAAGAAAGAAUAUUUUACAUAUAAAAUCAUAUAAGUAUACAACAGACAUAUUUAAGCACUGAUCAUUUACGAUUGCAUUAGAAUCACAUCUAACACUUUUUGAAAGUAAGAUAUGCCAUUUAUAAUCACACACUACAUAUUUUUAUUACUAUUAUUAUUAUUAUUAUUAUUAUUAUUAUUAUUAUUAUUAUUUUUAUUAUUAUUAUUAUUAUUAUUAUUAUUAUUAUUAUUAUUAUUAAUAAUAAUAUAACAUUUUUCAUUUGUUUACGAAUGACUAUUUACUUUCAAUCGUGGCAUGGUGAAUAUCCAUGUGUGACAAAAGUUAUCAUUACAAUUGUAAUAUCAAAGAUUUUUUCUACAUCGAUGCAAAGUUAAUUAAAAAAAUAAAAAGGGUUUAAAAAAAAAAAAACAGAGCAAAAAAGAAAGAAAAAAGGAAGAAAAAAAAAUUUUUACAGUUGUUCAUACUCAAGUGAUAUCGAAUUGAAAAUAAUCGCGAAUAUGCACAAGAUAAAUUUUUCAAUUGCAAAUUAACAUUCAGUGCUUUAAAUAUAAAAAGAAUGUGGUAUCUCACGUAGCUUAUUAUUGUUUUGAUAGAAAGAUGAAUUUUAAUAUUUUUUUUUUUUUUUUUUUUUUUUUUUUUUUUUUUUUUUUUGUUUAUGUUAAAAUUGACAGCAUGAUCUGACGGCAAAUAUUACUUUUGUCCGAAAAAAAAAAAAUGUCACGUGUGUAUUGUUUUAUAUAAUCGUAUGCUCUAUUUGUUCACAAUUUAUUAUAUUUUAAUUACAUAUACUCAUGUUUAAGGGCAUGAUAAUGUAUAUGUAUGUAUUUCAUACUUAUGCGUUAUAUCUUUUACGAAACUAUUUUUUCAAAGGAGUAGUAAAAUAUAUGAUUUAUAAGAUCAUGAGAAGUUAAUUCUUUAUAUAUUAUUAAAAAAACAAAAACAAAACAGAAAAAGAAAAGAUAGAAAAAAAAAAAUAAUAAUAAUAAUAAUAAUUUCAAGUCCAACUUCUAGUAUGUGUAUCCUUGAAUUAUUGUUAAUUUUUAUUUUUUAAUGUAAAUUCUUUAUAUUUUUCAAUUAUGAUUGAUUGAUAAGUUUAUUACAGUUUAGUUUUGGGAGGAAUUCGCGUCUUAUUUUUAAUAUUUUUAUAUAACUUGUAUAUCGUAUGUCAUAUAAAAUAAUUUUAUGAUAUAUAUAUAUAUAUAUAUAUAUAUAUAUAUAUAUAUAUAUAUAUCAUAUAUCAUUAUGUUAAUAAUAAAAUAUUAAUUUCACGCAUACGAAUCUGCCAUUUCUAUGGCAUUUGAAAAUUAAUAUUAAUGAUACUCUUUGAAUUUGUCAUACAAAACAGUAUUUGUUUUAUUAUUGUAUACUAUGAUUUUCAAUAUAUUGCGAUAAUAUUACACUUCUAUUAUAAGUUCAUUUUUGAUUUACGUUAAAUUUUAUUUUUUUAUGAACCUUUGAUAAAAGGUAUAUUAGAAUUGGACUUGACGAAUCUAAUAUAUGCAUUUUGCAUUCGUACAAGGUUGUUUAAAUGAAAUUUAAAUAUGAUCAUGCGAUAUCUAAUCUUAUUAAUCAUUUUGUUUUUUUUUUUUUUUUUUUUUCGCAAUGUUUAAACACACACAUAUAUAUAUAUAUAUAUAUAUAUAUAUAUAUAUAUUAAUUAAAAAUUAAUGUAUAUCAUUAUUAUUUUAUAUGAAAAAUGAUUUUAUGAUACAGAAUUCUGUGAUAUACUUCAAGAUUAAACAUACUUACUUUGAAACAUUCUCACAGUGUAAAUUUUGACAUUUAAAACUGAUCUUGUAAUUAUGAUUUUUAUAAAACAACAAUAACAAGAACAACAACAAAAAAAAAAACAAAACAAAAAGAAAACAAAAAGAAACCAUUCGGAGAGAUUUAUAGCAAUAUAUAAAAAGAAAUAAUAUAACCGAAUGACAUGUGAUAGUUUCGAGUUUUAUCUCGAAUUUUAGAUGCCUUACUGCUCUAAUAAAGUAAUAACUUGGUAUCUAUUUUAUAAAGAAGUCUUGUAAAUUAUAAUCAAACCCUGUUUGUAAGAAGGUGCUCAUAUCGAAACUGUUGAUGUGCCCUGCUGUUGUAUAAUUCCAAAAAAAAAAAAAAAGAUCUAUGGUCUAACUUUAUAACAUUUGUAACAUCACAGCAGAACAAAAUCACAGAAUCAGUAAUAUUAUAUAAAAAUAUUAUUUCAAAUUGGAAACGUUCAAUUAUAAUAAUGAAAGAGUAAGUAUAAAAGUAGCGCAAAAGAUCAUCACAAAGGUUUCUACAAUAUAAGUGCCAUGAGCCUAAUAAUGCAUAUUGAUAUAACAAUAUAAUCAGAUUGAAAGUUUAUUACAAAUAUGAAAACAUUUUUAAAUCAGAAAGAAGAAUAAUAAAAAAAAUAUAUGUAAUUCAUCGUACUCCAUCAUAUAUAUAUAUAUAUGAUAUAUAUAUAUAUAUAUGAUACAUAGUCAUAUUUUACUUUGCAGAUUUGUACUAUGUAAUCUUGUUUAUUUUUAUUUUUAACUGCCAAAGUAAAUGAUUUUUAACACAGUAGAUUCUCUGCAUAAUAAAAAAAAGAAGAAUUUGUUUGUUUUUUUUUUGUUUUUUUUUUUUUUUUUUCUUUCUUCGCUUAUGAUUCAUGAUCGACAUAUAUGAAACAUUAAUUAAAAUGUAUUAUAAAUAUAAAAUGAUUAUUUUAAUUUCUAUAUUUUUUUUUUUUUUAAACAAUAUGCAAACAAAAAAUUAUAUUAUUUGCAUUUAUUAUUAUAUCAAAAAUAUUGUUUGGAAGUUGUAUAUAAUACAUUUAUAUUUUACAAUCGUGUAGAUAAAUUUCGAAUCAUGAAUGAAAUGUUUUCAAUAGUAUAUGAGUUUCGGGGUACUGAUUUUUUUUUUAUAUAUAAAUAUAUAAGUACAUAGUGCUAAUAAGAUAUGAAUUAGUAAUUUUUUAAUUAAUACGUCUGCUAUAAUUUAUCAUUAUGCGUUAUGACAGAUAAGAAUGUGGUAUGUGCCUCGUAUUUUGUAGAAUUUAGAAUGUCAUAGAUAACUGUUAUCAUAAAAUAAGAAACAUAUAAAGAUUUCUAAAAAUUUAUUUAUUUGAUACAUAUAUUUACAGUGGCAGCUUAUUACAUAUCAUCAUAAGUAAAUUACGUAACUCUUAGUGAUAUUCUCUUCAAAUUUAUGAUCUUAUAUAUACGUAUAAGCAUUACUCGAUUCAAGAAUAAAUUUUUGAAGAAUGUA
Messenger RNA from Vespa velutina, 7390 nucleotides. RefSeq names its product serine/threonine-protein kinase N (gene Pkn). The record is from RefSeq and is a predicted model, not a curated record. NCBI's taxonomy places the organism in Eukaryota, Metazoa, Arthropoda, Insecta, Hymenoptera, Vespidae. Bases 127 to 3489 code for a protein of 1120 amino acids. The transcript has 19 exons. Gene Ontology annotation, molecular function: protein serine/threonine kinase activity; ATP binding; small GTPase binding. Gene Ontology annotation, biological process: protein phosphorylation; signal transduction.